Theileria orientalis strain Shintoku is the source of this 2361-nucleotide messenger RNA. RefSeq names its product dynamin. The transcript is spliced from 4 exons. Gene Ontology annotation, molecular function: GTP binding; GTPase activity; microtubule binding. Gene Ontology annotation, cellular component: membrane; cytoplasm; microtubule. Lineage: Eukaryota; Apicomplexa; Aconoidasida; Piroplasmida; Theileriidae. The record is from RefSeq and is a predicted model, not a curated record. The coding region runs from base 1 to 2361 and encodes 786 amino acids.
AUGACUCUGGACGAAAAUUCUAAUUUGCGUCAACUCGUAAAUUUAGUUGACGACCUUCGUGAUGUUGGACUCCACAAAUAUAUCAAUUUGCCGCGAAUUUGUGUAGCCGGCACGCAAAGUAGCGGAAAGAGUAGUGUCCUCGAGAGCAUAGUAGGAAUUGACUUCUUGCCACGCGGAGAUGGAAUCGUAACCCGCCGUCCAAUAGAGUUCAGGCUGAAUCGCCUUAAGGGAAGCGAUACUGAUGAUCUGAGGCCGUAUAUUGUUUUUGAAGGAAACGAGGAGAGGUUCUACGACUUUGAAAAGGCAAGGGAGAACAUACAAACCCUGACGAACGAACGAGCAGGCACGAACAAGGGGGUGGUGGACGAUCCGAUCGUCCUGUCGGUCUACUCGCCAGAUUGCCCAGACCUGUCACUGAUAGACCUGCCGGGAGUGACGAGAGUGCCGCUGAAGAACAGCGACCAGACGGACGAUAUUGAGGCGCUGACGAAGGACAUGAUCAUGAGGUACGCAAGCGACCCUAGGACGAUCAUCCUGGCAGUUGUGGCAGCGAACGUUGACAUGUCGACAAGCGACGCGCUGCAGCUGGCGAGAAGAGCAGACCCGCUGGGAGUGAGAACCCUGGGAGUUAUAACAAAGAUAGACCUGAUGGACAAGGGAGCGAACGCAGUGUCGAUGCUGCAGAACGACGAGGUUCCGCUGAGGCUGGGCUACACGGGAGUUAAGAAUCGUUCGCAGAAAGACGUUUUGGACGGAGUGACGAUCAAACAGGCGCUAGAGAAUGAGAGGAAGUUCUUCAGCGAGCACAAGGACUAUUGCACGUUGAACCCGUCACUUUGGGGAAUCGACUCGCUGGUGCAGAAGCUGACGAACGUGCUCCUGAGGCACAUUUCAGGAGUGUUACCGGAGUUGAGGGUUGAAGUGGUGUCAAAGCAGAAUUCAGUGAGAGAAAGACUUGCAAUACUGGGAGAGAAGGCGCCCUCGGACGCGAGAGAGCGACUGGAGCUGCUGUGGCAGCUGAUAGGAGAGUUCGUAGACGUGUUCGGAGGAGCAAUACGAGGAAGGUUCGUGAGAAGGCUGCACGAGUUCCUGGACGCAGACGCAGUCUCGAGCGUGCAGAUCAGGUCGAUCUUCAACGACCUGCUGGACAACUUCGUCGGAGUUGACCCCUUCGACAAGGUGUCGGACUACGACAUCGACCAGGCGAUAAGAAUACACGAGGGAGACUCGCUGCCAGGCUUCCCGUCCCCGGACACGUUUGAGUACCUGAUGCUGCCGCAGCUGCAGUCAAUAGUGCCCUCCAUACAGGACUGUCUAGUAGAUAAGGUAUAUGGCACCCUGGAGUUGCUGAGCUUCAAAGUGGCAGAGAAGGUGUUCGGAAGGUUCCCGGCGCUCUGUAACAGAGUGCAGACGCUGAGUCAGCAACUGUUCAGCGAGGAGAAGGAGAAGACGAAGGCGUUCCUGGACCAGUACGUGGAAAGCGAGACGAUGUACAUCUUUACAAACGACUCAAAGUACCUGCUCGAGAGGCCGGAGCAGCCAGAGUACCUGGACAGAGCAGCACAAGUGACGCAGUCGACGAUGCACGCAGUGUCGACUACGAUAGACAACUUCAAGGGCAAGAAGACGAGAUACAGCCCGGAGUUCAUACAGGAGUUCAGAAGAAGACUCAACGUGUACUUCGGAAUAGUGCUGAGGAACGUGAGGGACUCAGUGCCGAAGAUGAUAGGACAGUUCCUGGUCAGGCGCAGCCAGAAGAACCUGCACUAUAAGAUAUACACCAGCCUGAGUCAGCAGGAGGACCUGGACCUGCUCUUCGGAGAGCCGGACCACGUGGCGAGGGAGCGCUUCAGCCUGCGGGACCAGAUGACGGUGCUCAGCAAGGCAAUCUCGCUGCUGAACAAGGACUACACGAAGUGCGGAGACUUCGACUAUCAGCUUAACAGGGACAUCCUGACGAGCCAGUUCAACAGCCUCAACAGCUUCAGCACGGGCGCAGGGCAGGGCGGCAUGGGAGUGGCCUCAGCGAGCUCAGCAGCACUGGACUACGUGGCGGUGAAGGUCGGAGCGUCGGCAGCGACCAGCGCCAGCAUGGGCGCCCAUGCGGGGGUGUCCAGCGGCAGCGGCGACAAGUUCACCAACAUGAACAGCAUCUCGACGGCGCCGAGCAUUCAGCAUUCGAGCAGCAGCGCAGCACACUCUGCCGCGUCUCCGGGCUACGGGGCCAAGAGUAAGCCCAGGGGAAACCUGGGGAGCCUGGGCACGAAUUACGUCAACGGCUUCUCAAAUUUAAACAUCUCGGCCAAAAAGCCCACGGAGCUGCUCAAAAAGGUGGUUUCCAACAACCCGCUCUUCGACUAG